AACACUGCAGAGGUAGACGGAUUGAUUGACUUCUAGUCGUAAAUAAGUGCGAAGGUUUUAGAUAAAUUUGUUGCUCAAUCACUUUCCGUUCAAUAAAAAACUGUAAUCUCUGUAAUACCAUGGGUUUGACACACAGUAUUGCUGUUCCUGGAGGAGGAACUGAGGGCUAUCACGUCCUUCGGGUGCAAGAUAAUUCACCGGGACAAAAGGCAGGCCUAGAGGCCUUCUUCGAUUUUAUAUUGGCAAUCGGAAACACACGACUGGAUCAGGAUAAUGAUACACUGAAGGAGUUAUUGAAGGUCAAUAUCGAUAAGGAGAUACAGAUGACUAUAUUCAGCAGCAAGACGCAAAAUAUUCGGGUGGUCAAUAUAAGUCCAAGCGCUAGCUGGGGCGGACAAGGGCUGCUUGGAGUUAGCAUACGUUUCUGUUCAUUCGAAGGUGCAAACGAGACGGUUUGGCAUGUUUUAGAAGUGCAUCCUUCUUCACCGGCCGAGGAAGCUGGUUUAAUACCAUUUACAGAUUACAUUAUUGGAGCAGACUCGAUUUUGCAUGAGAGUGAGGAUUUGUUCACAUUGGUUGCAUCGCACGAAGGACGACCCUUGAAAAUGUACGUUUACAACAUUGAGAAGGAUGCCUGCAGGGAAGUCACGAUUACACCGAACAGCAAAUGGGGUGGCGAUGGCAGUCUUGGGUGCGGAAUUGGAUAUGGCUAUUUACAUCGAAUACCAAUUCGAGUACUACCGACGGACGCUAAACCGAAUCCUGCACUAAAUCAAACCAUGGCUUCGGUACCGACUUCGGUUCCUGCUGGAGGAGACUCCAAUGCAAAUACAAACAAUCGUUCAAUUCCAUUUAUACCGAUGGUACCACCAUUAGCAAAUACGUUCGUUCCCAGCACAACAACUGCUCAUGCGGACCUGCUGACGGUUUGUCCAAGUUCACCUAAAGGUAGCCCUACGGAAACAGUGACGGAUCAACAUACCAAUCAGGCUAACGAUAGUCCUCUUCUGGCUAGUUCAUCAAUCGUACAGCCAAGCAAUGAUUCAAAUCCGGGUGUAGCCUCUCCACCUAUCAACGUGGCUCAAACAUUGUACACGCCAGCUACGGAAGCAAUUACAUCUGCGGCAAAUGUACCGCCGUCACCAGCAACAGACGUAGCUGCUUCGAUGUCCUCGACAUUGACUACAACGAUACCGAUGUAUCCACCAAAAGGACAGCAGCAACAACAAAACCCUUAUAGUAAACAGGCCCAGCAUGCAAUGCAAAUGUCUUACCCUGUGAGCAGCGUUACUAGCAAUGCUAUGCCAAUGGUAAAUCCGAGCAUUUUUAGUUCUGAUGUUCCACCGCCGUCUACACUAGGCAGUAACUUUUACGAAAUUUACGGAACGGCUACAAACGCACCAACCUCCACCAUUAACACCCCUGCUAGUUUAUCCUACCCACCCAGCAUUAUCAACUUCCAACAACAACAAAAUGCACCGCAAUAUCAACCACAGCAGUACACUGCGGCUAGUCAGCAGAUGCCGCCGCCCAUUCAGAUGUAUUCCACUUUCCCUCAACAAAUGACAUCGAUUGAUUCGGUCCAGCAAUCACCGCCAUUAUUUCAGACGAGUGCCGUAACAACACCCAUCUCUCUACCCGGUAUGCCGCCAAUAACGGUCAGCGCCACCAUUGAAGCCGAAGCUCUGCGUGGACUACAGUUUGGUAACAGUUCCCAACAGCAGGCUCCUGGAGCAGCUGGAAGAGAAUCACUGCAAUAGCUGUAGAUAAGCUGAACUGGAAGUAGUUGUAUAUAUGAAAAGAUUGUCAUGUCAGCCCUUGAAUGGUGGUAAUCAUGCAUGCGCAUCGGUUUACAAAGAUUAUGCCAGAUUCACCAGCAUAGGUGCUCUGCAUGAUAUUCAAAUUUUGCAUACAUUAUAUUGCGUUUAACGAGUCUAUGAUUUUUAUUGUGUUGUUCCAUCCGGAAAAAGUUAUGUUAAAUGGUAAAUUAUUAUUGAGGGUACGAUUGCCUGCAUAUUGCACAUUUUUAAGAGCUCUUUUAGUAAAAAUAAGCGGGAAGAGAAGCCCACUGGAACCAAGUCUGGAAUAUGCAUUGCUUUAAUGAGCUACAGAAAAGCAAAAAACCUUAGAAAGACUAUCGACUAAAUUUACGAAAACUUUGUAUGUUAUCUAAUCGAGAAGCAGUGUCAAAUAAAGGCAAAUUAAA
Molecule: messenger RNA, 2206 nt
Organism: Sabethes cyaneus
Lineage: Eukaryota; Metazoa; Arthropoda; Insecta; Diptera; Culicidae
Gene: Grasp65
Product: Golgi reassembly-stacking protein 2
Exons: 4
Coding region: 120-1760 (546 amino acids)
Biological process (GO): Golgi organization
Cellular component (GO): Golgi apparatus
Molecular function (GO): protein binding
Source: RefSeq, a predicted model, not a curated record